UUCUUCACAGAUCACUGAGGUUUUUGAAAGAUGACUUCAGUAACGUUUGCGUUUCUCCUGGCAGCAGUAAUUGCUGUCAGCGGUAAAGUUCUUGGCCCAGGAACCAAUAGCAGAAGAAUUUCCUUUAGCAGAAGAUCGGAAAUUAGAGCAAGAGAAGAUCUACCAGAAGAAUUACAAAGAGAGCUGGAAAGAGAGGAUUUCUGUGAAGAAAAAUUAGGAUGUUUCAGUAACUCAGAGCCUUACAAUCAGCCAAUCAGCGAAAGACCUUCAUUUGGCUUAUACUUACCUGAUUACGCAGCAGACAUCGCAACUGAGUUCCGUCUCUUCUGCCCAGGACAUACUGAUGAGCCUGAGGUUAUUAUGUCGUCGACUUUUAAUGACUGGAAAAUAGCUGACAGCUGCUUCGAUGCUUCUGCGAAAACAGUGUUCAUUAUUCAUGGAUUCAAUGGUGGAAAUGCAGAAUGGCCUCUGAGAAUGAAAAAUGCUCUUAUCAACAAAGAAAAUACCAACGUCUUUGUCGUUGAUUGGUCAAAUGGAGCUUCUCCAUCCUGGUAUUACGGAGUUCAUACUUAUGAAAAGGCUGUUGCUAAUACUCGAAUGGUUGGAGCUGACAUUGGAUAUUUCAUCCAACAACUGAUGGACGCAACAAAAAUCGAUCCUAAAUUGAUUCAUCUUGUUGGCCACAGUCUUGGUGCUCAUACCGCAGGAUAUGCUGGUGAAUGGGUUUUGCGCAAUACAACAAAGUUAAUUGGAAGAAUAUCAGGUCUUGAUCCAGCUGGUCCAUUGUUCAAUGGCGUUCAUCCACUUGUCAGAUUAGGUAGAGAAGAUGCAGAAUUUGUGGACGUCAUCCAUACGAACUACGCACCAAAUCGUUUUGAAGGUUACGGAAUUAAAGAAACCGUAGGUCAUUUCGAUUUUUACCCUAAUGGCGGAGAAGAUCAAGCUGGUUGCAUAACAGCGAGCGAAGCGUAUCUUCAAGUCUUCUCCUCAUUGUCAUCUGAUCCUCUGACAUGCAGCCAUUCGAGAGCCUAUGAAUUGUUUACUGCCAGCAUAGAAGAGCCAGAGUGCAAAUUCAAGUCAGUGCAGUGUGAAAAUUUGGAUCAAGUAGCGAGUGAUACAUGUGGUACAUGCGAAGAGAACUGCGUUAGUAUGGGUUAUUACUCAGUCAAUUCCAAGGCUCUUGCUCAAAAAGACAGUUCCAUCAUAUUUUAUCUUAAGACAACUGACAAAGAUCCAUACUGUUUGGAGAAGCAAAAGAAAUAGAUGUACAUUUCAAAUGUAAACAAAAAUCAAUAAAAUAGCCAAAUUUAAUGAUAAAAUGCAAGCAUUCAGACUAGCCUAAAUGUUUACAUUGGUAUCGUGUAUUCCGCAAUUGGAAAUUAGUGGACUAUGUUAUGCAGACUUGCUGUUUUAAACCAUCAGUUAGUAGAACUCAAAUAAAUCUUAAACAAUUAACUUUGA
Molecule: messenger RNA, 1461 nt
Organism: Stegodyphus dumicola
Lineage: Eukaryota; Metazoa; Arthropoda; Arachnida; Araneae; Eresidae
Product: pancreatic triacylglycerol lipase-like
Biological process (GO): lipid catabolic process
Molecular function (GO): lipase activity
Source: RefSeq, a predicted model, not a curated record